AUGCUGCCUCGGGACAUGCCCUUUGGUGGAGGCAAACCUCCUAACUAUCACUUGGGAGUAGAGGUCUAUCAUCCCAAUUUCUAUGCCAGGCAGCUUGGCUGUCCCCAGCUUAUCCCUCUCAAGUCUUACAGAAGCUGCAACCGAGCUACCUCGUGGAGGGAUUCAGACAACCUAGAUGUGCACAAGGACUGUAGGUGUUUAGUGAACAAGAUCAACAACAGUGUGGAUGCCCUUUAUCUGUCCUGGGAACCUAACUCUUACAGUUCUUGCAAGUUUGAUGCCUAG
Molecule: messenger RNA, 285 nt
Organism: Prunus armeniaca (apricot)
Lineage: Eukaryota; Viridiplantae; Streptophyta; Magnoliopsida; Rosales; Rosaceae
Source: the annotation of a GenBank genome assembly